AUGGGCGACCGACGUCUCGCGGAGAAGAUGCUUCGGCGGACUCCUGAUGCGCCCAUGUCGCGCCGUAACGGGAUUGACCUGCUCUUCAUUAUGCAGCGGCAUGCUGUCUUCCUCAUCAAUCAAGACUCGGCUGACCACAUCUCCGACAUCAUAUUUGCGCAGCAGGCCAUUGACGACGACACGGAUCCGGUCAAGAAGUAUGAGCUAUUGCACGAGUUUCACUCGGGCUAUGAUCCGAGCCGUCGAAACCAGCCGCGCCCUGCUCCCAAGCUGCGGAAAGCGAUGGCAGAGGCGAGGGUGAAGUGGGCCGAAAUCCUGCGCGACGAGGAUCUGGUCGACGUUCGAGUCGUCAUUUUUCCAUCCGAAGAGCGGGACUUCGAGCAUAUCUAUCCUCCGGUAGAUCUGGCUGAGCAUCCUUAUGGGAACCAGUUACAACGCUUCCAAGGUCUGAAAGAGCUGCUGGUAGAAGAGGGUGGCGCAAUGCCAUAUCGUCUCAAGCCACGGUCUAGGGAUAACAUCACCAUGGAGGUGGAUGUGGUCAUCGCAAGAGAAGCACUCGAACGGAUCGCAACGCCAUAUAGGCAGAUGGUUCUCAAUUUCCAACUCCACACGAUCACGGCUCGUGCGCCACACUCAAUCUCGGAACAUCACCCUCUGGACACGGAGCAUGUAUUGGGAGACGGAGUCAGCGCUCAUUUAAGCAUGGAGAAUCUGGCUCGCGUCCUCAGACAGCGUAGCUCCACCAUCCAGAAGGCUGUUCGCACAGCACCAAAGCUGCCGUGGAACUUCCCCUUCAGAGCUGGAUCCGGCCAAUCACGCGAUCAACCGAGAUGGACUGGCGACCAAGGUCCGUUCUCGAAAGAUCUCUUCGAGUUGGGAAUCGAAAAUGACUGGGUCAAGAAGGACCUCGAAGUCCGCACGGCUCAGAUUGAGACCUGGGCGGCGAUGAACAAAGCCCGCGAAGACGCACUGCAAACCAAACUCCCAGAUCCAGAGUUCCGUCCAUUGGAUGGUCUUGCUCAAUGCGACACCUAUACUGCAGAUUCAGAUAUGGCCUGGUACGAAGCGGAGCUAAGUGGCAACGUCAUGGCUGAUUACGCAGCCGCGCUGAGAGUGAAGGAUCUGGAAGCGGCCAGAUACCAGCAGGCGCUUGCGAACUUGACCGCUGUAAGACAGCAAGAGCCGCAGAAUCUGGAGUUGUUGGAGUUCUUCCACCAGAUAGUGGACACGCAUUCUUGCGUUCUGAAGCGCGCGGAGCAAUUUUGCAUCGCAAUAUCUCAAGGCUUUCCUCCCGCCACCUCCAAGCCCGAGAUGGUGGAGCGGGAGCCACCAUCACGUGAAUCACAGGAACUGGGCGAAGUUAAUCGCCCUAUAUCGGAAAUUCAGACAAGCACAGGCCAUGCGCCUGCGCAAGCAGAAGCAGAAGCUGGCACUCCUCCGGCCGUGUUCACGUUUGUCAUGGCUGAUCCAGGCGAUACACCAAUUCCAGAAGUCAGGGGAGGGCUGACAGGUCAGGGGCCCACGCUAUGGCCAUCAGGAAGACCGACUGGAGGUCCUCCAACCGGCACAUCUCAAGCUCAUAUUGCUCCCCAAGACAAUCAUCAGCCGCUCUCGUCGAGACAGCCGUCGGAUCCAACUUAUGGGCGUCGUACUGCCACAUAUUCAAAUCGUCCAGAAGACCAGGAGAGGGUGCCAAAUACGCCCCGGGCUGCUAUUGAGCAGGGCGAAGCAGUGCGUAAGUUUGUCAGAGAAGGAUCGUCUAACCAGCCCGCUGUCUCGCUGCAGUCUCAGAUCGACAAGCCUCAGAAUCAAGGUAGCCAAGGGAGACGCCGCUCGAUAAAUCAUGAGUUGACCUCAUCACUCUAUCAUGCAAGCUCUGCGAAGGACCAGCGAAGUUGUCGGAGCGUCGACGAACGUCGAUUAGCCGGCCUAUGCAUUGCAUCAAGCCCGAGCCACGACAAUCGAUUAACAAAAUCCAUGCCAUGUCCGCCCAAUGUCUCCUCGGUGGCACCAAAGGAUUUCAGCGCACGAGAAGGCAUGUUUCGAGAACAUCGGAACGAUGCAUUGCAAAUGCUGAACCUCGCCGUCGCGAAGGAUAAUGAUGUCAACCGAGGCAGCCCACAAGGUGCGUUUCCAAUCCUCCGACAUUUAAUGCGCAGCAUUACCAAGGCAAUCAACCGCAACGGAUAG
Ramularia collo-cygni is the source of this 2190-nucleotide messenger RNA. RefSeq lists its product as uncharacterized. The record is from RefSeq and is a predicted model, not a curated record. The coding region runs from base 1 to 2190 and encodes 729 amino acids. The transcript is spliced from 7 exons. NCBI's taxonomy places the organism in Eukaryota, Fungi, Ascomycota, Dothideomycetes, Mycosphaerellales, Mycosphaerellaceae.